This is a messenger RNA of Arachis stenosperma, 813 nucleotides long. RefSeq lists its product as uncharacterized. The transcript has a single exon. Bases 1 to 813 code for a protein of 270 amino acids. Lineage: Eukaryota; Viridiplantae; Streptophyta; Magnoliopsida; Fabales; Fabaceae. Gene Ontology annotation, molecular function: catalytic activity. The record is from RefSeq and is a predicted model, not a curated record.
AUGGGAUGGGAAUAUGUGGAGUCUGAUGGUGCCUCUGGUGGUUUGUUAUUAAUUUGGGAUGAUGGCUUCUUUAAAUUGCGAAAUUGCUAUAAAGGUGAGCGAUGGUUGUGUGUUGAAAGGAUACUGUCAGAGAAGUCUGUUGACUGUGCGUUUUUCUUGGUUUAUGGGGCUCACACUAGAGAUGAGAAACGUGUUGUGUGGGAGGAGUUGAGUUACAUGGCUGGCCUAUGUCCAGGCGUCUGUUGUUUUCUGGGGGACUUUAAUGAGAUUGGCCAAGUGGAAGAAAGGCGAGGUCUGGAAAGCUUACCUCUGUCGACACAGGACUAUAAGAAUUGGGUACAUGACAUGGGUUUGGUGGACCUGCCAAUUUCAGAUCGUAAGUUUACAUGGUUCAGAGGACAGUCAUGUAGCCGUAUUGACAGAGCUUUGGUUAGCUUAGAAUGGCUUGAGGCAUUCCCGGAGACUCGGUUGAGAGGUGGAUCACGGGGGUUGUCAGAUCACUGUCCUAUCAUAGUGGAAGAGAAGAGACUGAGAGUUGGACCGAGGCCGUUUCGAAGUCUGGAUUCGUGGUUUACUCAUGAAGGGUUUCUAAGGAUGGUCAAGGAGGAAUGGAGAGGGCUGGGAGAGUUACAAUUCACUGAUAAACUCAAGGCAUUGACGGUUCCUUUGGGGAGAUGGCACAGAGACAACUUUGGUGAUAUGGACAGGAAAAUUUUAAAGUUUGAGGAAGAGAUUCAGAAGAUUGAUGAAAUGGUUGGCAAUGGGAACUAUGAUGAGACAGUGGAAGCAAGAAGGAAGGCGAUAGUUAAGUGA